CAGUCGCUGGCAGUGAAGGAGAAAUGGCGCAGAAAGGAGUUCAGCUGGACCGGGAAACCUUCUCUUGUUCCAUCUGUCUGGAUUUACUGAAGGAUCCGGUGACGACUCCCUGUGGACACAGCUACUGCAAGAACUGUAUUAAAACCCACUGGGAUGGAGAGGACAUAGAGAAGAAGAAGAAGAAGAAGAAGAAGAGAAGCCACAGCUGCCCUCAGUGCAGGCAGACCUUCACACCGAGGCCUGUCCUGCUGAAGAACACCAUGUUAGCAGCUUCAGUGGAGGAGCUGAAGAAGACUGGACUCCAAGCUGCUCCUGCUGAUCACUGCUAUGCUGGACCUGAAGAUGUGGGAUGUGAUGUCUGCACUGGGAGAAAACGGAAAGCCUUCAAGUCCUGUCUGCAGUGUGUGGCCUCUUACUGUGAGAAACACCUCCAGCCUCAUUAUGAUGUGGCUCCAUUAAAGAAACACAAGCUGGUGGAGCCCUCCCAGAAGCUCCAGGAGAACAUGUGCUCUCGUCACGAUGAGGUGAUGAAGAUGUUCUGCCGUACUGAUCAGCAGUGUAUCUGUUAUCUCUGCUCUGUGGAGGAACAUAAAGGCCACGACACAGUCUCAGCUGCAGCAGAAAGGACUGAGAGGCAGAGAGAGCUCGAGGGGAGUCGACUAAACAUCCAGCAGAGAAUCCAGGACGGAGAGAAAGAUGUGAAGCUGCUUCAGCAGGAGGUGGAGGUCAUCAAUUGCUCUGCUGACAGAGCAGUGGAGGACAGUGAGAAGAUGUUCACUCAGCUGAUCCGUCUCAUGCAGAAAAGAAGCUCUGAUGUGAAGCAGCAGCUCAGAUCGCAGCAGGAAAGUGAAGUGAGUCGAGUCAAAGAGCUUCAGGAGAAGCUGGAGCAGGAGAUCACUGAGCUGAAGAGGAAAGACGCUGAUCUGAAGCAGCUCGCACACACAGAGGACCACAACCAGUUUCUACACAACUACCCCUCACUGUCCCCACUCAGUGAGUCUACACUCUCCUCCAGCAUCAACAUCCCUCUCGGAUACUUUGAGGAAGUGACAGCGGAUGUGUCAGAAGUCAUAGAUGAACUCCAGGACGUUCUGAGAGAGAAGUGGACAAACAUCUCACAGACUGGGACUGAAGUGGAUGUUUUACUGUCAGCAGAGCCAAAGACCAGAGCUGGAUUCUUAAAGUAUUCACGUGACAUCACACUGGAUCCAAACACAGCAAACACACGGCUGUUAUUAUCUGAGGGGGACAGAAAAGUGACAGUAAUGAGUGAACAACAGUCUUAUUCUCGUCACACAGACAGAUUCACUGGAUGUCUUCAGAUGCUGAGUAGAGAGAAUCUGACUGGACGUAGUUACUGGGAGGUGGAGUGGAGCGGGGGAGACGUUCGUGUAGCAGUCGCAUACAAGAACAUCAGCAGAGCAGGGGGGGGGGAAGAAUGUUUAUUUGGAUUCAAUGAUAAAUCCUGGAUGUUAUAUUGUGACGAUAACAGUUGUACAUUUUGUUACAACAAAGUCAACACUCCCAUCUCAGGUCGUCCGUCCUCCAGACUCGGAGUGUACCUGGAUCACAGAGCAGGUGUUCUGUCCUUCUACAGCGUCUCUGACACCAUGACUCUCCUGCACAGAGUCCACCACACAUUCUCUCAGCCGCUCUACGCUGGAGUUCGUUUAUAUUGUUAUUAUCCUGGAGCCACUGCUGAGUUCUGUAAACUCAAGUAGACAGAAGUAAAUCUCUGGUUCUCCUUCAGGGAGUCUUCUUCUCUCAGGUAUCAAACAAAGCUGACGGAGACAAAGUGAAGCUGAUCUGAGACAAUAACUGAGCAAAGUAGCAGCACGUGGUGAUCAAAUGUUGUCUUAUAGAUCAGCUGUGAAUAUGAAACUACUGUAUUACUGCAGAUCAAUAUUAUCACUACAGUAAUAAGGAGACAUGUUUUGUAUCUGUCGAGUGGGGAAAUGAAAGAACGUACAAAUGAAAGUCAUGAAAUGUGCAGUUUGAAGGAUUUAAAGGACCUUUGUGUUGCUGUAGUUUCCCAGCAUGCUCUCUGGUCUGUGUGUUGGUGUGCAGGAGGAUCCAGGUGGAGCAGAUGCAUCAACACAGAGGGGUCAAGGUGCGUUCACUGACCUGCUUCAACAGUAGGAGCAGUGACUGUUGAACUGUCUGUCAGUCUGUGUGUGUGUCUGGCUCCACCUGCUGCUUCUUAUUUUAAUGACUGACAAUCUGCAUCCAAUAAAUUCUGCACUCUUUUGAAUAUUGAGCUCCACCUUCCAGAUACUGCAGUACUUCUUCUGUGAAACACAUCGACACACUGCAGCAAGUAUUCAUGUGUUCAGUGAAGACGAGCUCUAAUGAACUCCUGCAUGAAGGUGAACAGGCUCAAAUAAACAGCUCACACAUAUCAGCUGACACUUCCCCACUUCAUGACUCACAUUAACACAAUUACAUGUUGUGUUAAAGGUGUUCUGACAUGUGAUGUUUAAAUAUGUA
Molecule: messenger RNA, 2487 nt
Organism: Cottoperca gobio
Lineage: Eukaryota; Metazoa; Chordata; Actinopteri; Perciformes; Bovichtidae
Product: tripartite motif-containing protein 16-like
Exons: 2
Coding region: 24-1721 (565 amino acids)
Molecular function (GO): protein binding; zinc ion binding
Source: RefSeq, a predicted model, not a curated record